Alosa sapidissima (American shad) is the source of this 2326-nucleotide messenger RNA. It is a transcript of the gene mat2ab, whose product is annotated as methionine adenosyltransferase II, alpha b. Gene Ontology annotation, biological process: S-adenosylmethionine biosynthetic process. The coding region runs from base 131 to 1309 and encodes 392 amino acids. The record is from RefSeq and is a predicted model, not a curated record. Lineage: Eukaryota; Metazoa; Chordata; Actinopteri; Clupeiformes; Clupeidae. The transcript is spliced from 9 exons. Gene Ontology annotation, molecular function: methionine adenosyltransferase activity; ATP binding. Gene Ontology annotation, cellular component: methionine adenosyltransferase complex; cytosol.
GAGGAGGAUAAAUACCGGUUUGGCCACGCGCUCUUGCAUGCGGUCCUGAGGUAACGCAGCAGCCUCGUGGAGCAACAAACUCACUAACAAGGACACUUGGGUUUCAGUGAUUGUCAUUACAGCCGUAAAGAUGAUGAACGGUUUUCAUAACGCACUUAUCGAUGAAGACUACUUCCUCUUCACAUCGGAAUCCGUAGGAGAGGGACAUCCAGAUAAGAUCUGCGACCAGAUCAGUGAUGCAGUCUUGGAUGCCCACCUCAAGCAGGACCCUGAUGCCAAAGUGGCCUGUGAGACUGUUGCAAAGACUGGCAUGAUUCUUCUAGCUGGAGAGGUGACCUCUCACGCUAAUGUUGAUUACCAGAAGAUUGUCAGGGAUACAAUCAAGCACAUCGGCUACGAUGACUCCACGAAAGGCUUUGAUUACAAGACCUGUAAUGUUCUGGUGGCUCUGGAGCAGCAGUCCCCAGACAUUGCACAGGGCGUUCACCUGGACCGCAAUGAGGUGGAUGUAGGAGCAGGAGACCAGGGCCUGAUGUUUGGCUAUGCCUCAGAUGAGACUGAGGAGUGUAUGCCACUCACCAUUGUCCUCGCCCACAAACUCAAUGCCAAGAUGUCUGAACUGCGGCGCAAUGGAACUCUCCCCUGGUUGAGACCCGACACCAAGACUCAGGUGACUGUCCAGUACCGACAGGACCGUGGGGCAAUGUUGCCAGUGCGCGUCCACACAAUUGUAGUCUCUGCGCAGCACGAUGACGACAUCUGUGUGGACGAGAUGCGCGACGCACUGAAGGAGAAGGUCAUCAAGGCUGUGGUGCCCUGCGUGUACCUCGACGACGACACCAUUUACCACCUGCAGCCCAGCGGCCGCUUCGUCAUUGGGGGUCCCCAGGGUGAUGCAGGGCUGACAGGCCGUAAGAUCAUCGUGGACACUUAUGGGGGCUGGGGGGCACACGGAGGUGGUGCCUUCUCUGGGAAGGACUAUACCAAAGUGGACCGCAGUGCCGCCUAUGCAGCCCGCUGGGUCGCUAAGAGCCUCGUCAAAGCUGGACUUUGCAGACGCGUGCUGGUGCAGGUGGCUUAUGCCAUUGGAGUGGCCCACCCACUGUCUAUCUCCAUCUUCCAUUAUGGCACCUCCCAGAAGACCGAGAGGGAACUGCUUGAUAUCGUUAAGAAGAACUUUGACCUCCGACCUGGAGUUAUUGUCAGGGAUCUUGAGUUGAGGAGGCCCAUCUACCAGCGCACAGCAGUAUAUGGACACUUUGGGCGAGAGUCCUUCACAUGGGAGCAGCCGAAGAAACUCCAAUACUAAAACACACCCACACACAGCAUCCUUGCAUGCCUGUUGGUGUAACUACAGAGAAGCCACAGGCCUCAAGGGUGUCACACAGACACGCACACACGUAUUAACAUUCUCUAUGUAACAGAGGUCCUUUCCACUAUGUCUUAGUGCGAGGAGUGACCUGUUCAACUGUUGAUGCAAAUCUUCCUGUAGCUCUUGUGUUUUACAGUCAACAGCAUUUGGUGCUCAAGUAUCAAGAUGUUUGUUUUUUGUUUUGUUUUUAGAUUUGUUUGUUUUUUGUUUUGUUUAGAUUUUUUAUUUUUUAUUUUCAAUUGUUUUAAUGUGCCUACUCCAAGGUGUCCAUGUCUUGGCGUUCUUAGUAUAUUUUGUGGGAGAUCUUCUGUCAUAGAGCCACAUUUCGUGUUAUUGGUGUCAUUGUUUCUAGGUCCCACAUUCUCAGUCGGACCAAACAUGGUCUUUCUCAUAUACCCCAGUCAGACCAAACAAUAUGACUGUUAACUCCCAAGAUACUUUCACUCAUCUGAGUGAAAAUAACAAUUAGUACUCCAUAUGUGUGUGCACAUAAUAUGGAGGGAACCUGAGGUUCUUCUAGUUUCUGGAAACUAUAAGGCUUUUUAAUCCAUCAUAUUUAUUAACCCUGAGACUUAGCUGUAAACCUCAAACAUAUUCUUCUGUCGGAGAGACAAUAACAUAUUCCCCACACAAACAUACACGCACAUAAAGAUGAUGGUGAAUGGUUGAAUGAUUGUGUCUCGGUGAGCGUGUGAGGGCCCAGAGUGUGGUACAGAAAAGCUCAUGGUUCCCCUCCAUGCUCACAGGCUGCUGGGCAGGUCCCCUGUCAUAUCUGCUCCACAUCCUCCAGCACUAGUGGCAAGGAGAGGCAAAGUCUGGCUGGUGUUGUACAGAGAAACCAGCCUUGUUUACAAGCCUCCCUGGUCUCCACUUCUGCAUGAAUGGACGUGGAGGAACUUUUAUUCCUUUUCCAUUUUUAAACUCUCUUUUUACCAUUAAAGAGAUCUACAAUGA